AUGGGUUCGGAUUCAGUGCUCAAGCUUCCCUCGAUAGAUUUUUCCGGAUUGGGUGAUUCGGAGCCGGGAAGCCAUGGUUGGAAUUCUGUCCAAAACGCCGUCCGGGGAGCGCUUGAAGAGUACGGGUGCUUCGAGGCUUUGUAUGACAAGGUCACUGUGGAGCUUCAUGACGAGGUCUUCAAUGAAAUGGAGGAGAUGUACAAUCUUCCGGCCGAGACCAAGCGCCGGUUUGUCGACCCGACGAAACUGUACGAUGGCUACCUUGCUGAUCUCCCACUUUACCCUCUUUCAGAGGCCAUGGGAAUGCAUGACGCCCUGAACUCGGGUGCGAUCGAACGAUUAGCCGAUCUCCUGUGGCCGGAGGGAAAUACCAAAUUCUGUGAGUUGCUGAAUACAUAUUUGAGGAGGCUGUCUGAGUUAGAUUAUAUGAUCCAGAAGAUGGUCUUUCGAAGCUUCGGCGUCGAGCAUUAUCUUGAUUCACAUGCCGAGUCGACAAAACAUUCUCUCCGCCUUUUGAGAUAUGGAGCUCCGAAGACGGAGGAGGCGCAAGCCGGAGGCAUAACUCAUUACGACACAAGCUUCGUAACCAUGCUUCAGCAAAAUCAUGUGAAUGGAUUGGAAGUGCAGACGAAGCAUGGAGACUGGAUUAAAGUCGCACCUUCGGCUUCCUCUACUAUUGUCAUGAUUGGAGAGUCAUUCCAUGGAUGGAGCAACGGAAGAUUACACUGUCCCCGACACCGUGUGAUGAUGAGCGGACACGAGGCCAGGCACUCCAUCGGGAUCUUCUCCUGCGUUGAAGGGACUAUCAUCCAGUGCCCCAACGAGCUCGUGGAUGAGCAACACCCUUUGCUUUUCAAGCCCUUUGACACGGAUGGUCUCAUCCGUAUCUUCGCCACACCGGAGGGACAGAAUGGAGGAGCUUCAGCUCUCAAAACCUUUUAUAGUGCUAUUAAUUGAACGUGACCUUUUUUACAUCGUUCCAAGCCCUUUCAAGCUUUAAUUUGAUGUGUGUGAUUGUUGUUUUUU
Messenger RNA from Syzygium oleosum, 1026 nucleotides. Its product is annotated as probable 2-oxoglutarate-dependent dioxygenase AOP1. The record is from RefSeq and is a predicted model, not a curated record. NCBI's taxonomy places the organism in Eukaryota, Viridiplantae, Streptophyta, Magnoliopsida, Myrtales, Myrtaceae. Bases 1 to 957 code for a protein of 318 amino acids. Gene Ontology annotation, molecular function: dioxygenase activity. The transcript is spliced from 3 exons.